GCCUCUGCAUGCUCUAGCAACAUACUGCUCAGCUGAAGGGAAGGGAUUCUUGCUGUCUCUCUCUGCUCUAAGCAUCACCUAACAAGCAAAGCGAACAAAGAAUGGGAAAUAAAGCUACCCUUAGCCGGUCAGUGAAUGAAUGGUAACCUCUCUAUGGAGUAAAGGUUGUGCCGGUCAGUGGUCGUUGCAAAUGAUGGACAUUAAACAGAUUGACAAAUCCUGUGGAGUCGUUAGUAAAGAGUUUGGAGUUUUUUUCCUGCCACAGUGUUAACUGCAGAGAAAAAGGACAGAGGGAGAAGGAGAAGAUCAAGCUCAUGUACAUAGUUCUGAAACUUGCAGGUCCUAGGAGUCAGCUAAAAAGCUAGCUGGACAAGCCUUUCGCUCUUUGAGCAGAAGCGAAGUGAGACAUUGUGAGCUUGCCAGCCUUGCACAAAACUGAAAGGGACCGAAUUUGUAGCACAGAGGGGUCUUUUUUAGCUCUGCAUAUAAUUAGUCCAAACACAAAGGAAGCAACUGAAUGGAGGUUGUCACUCUCUGGAAAAGGAAUUUGAAAAGAUUCAAUGGACAUUCUCAAGCAUAUUUGGAAAUAUUCUUGCUAAUGGAUUUCCUUCUUAUCGGUCUCUGUUUAAACUGGCUGCUGAGGAAGCCCCCGGGGUUGAUAUUGUGUACGCUGGGUAUCUUUUCUAAAAUGCUUCCAGCCGUGAAUAGUGGGUGUCCACAGCUAUGUCGGUGUGAGGGCAGGCUUUUGUACUGUGAAUCACUGAAUCUUACAGAGAUGCCUCGCAACCUGUCGGGCAUGAUGGGCUUGUCUCUGCGGUACAACAGCCUUUCAGAGCUGCAUGAUGGACAGUUCACAGGGUUAAUGCAGCUCACGUGGCUCUAUCUGGAUCACAAUCACAUUUGCUCAGUGGAGGGGAAUGCCUUUCAAAAAUUGCGGCGAGUUAAAGAGCUCACCCUGAGUUCCAACAAAAUAACCCAACUGCCCAACACCACUUUCCGACCCAUGCCAAACUUGCGCAGUGUGGAUUUAUCAUACAACAACCUACAGUCUUUGGAGCCUGACCUGUUUCACGGGCUGAGAAAACUAACAACUUUGCACAUGCGGUCGAACGCCAUCAAGUUUGUGCCAGUGAGAAUUUUUCAGGACUGUCGCAGCCUGAAGUUUCUAGAUAUAGGAUACAAUCAGUUAAAGAGCCUGGCUCGAAACUCUUUCGCAGGCUUGUUCAAACUCACUGAGCUGCACCUUGAGCACAAUGACUUGGUGAAAGUGAAUUUAGCCCAUUUUCCCAGGCUCAUCUCUCUGCACUCUCUCUGCUUGCGAAGGAAUAAAGUUACCAUCGUAGUAAACACUUUGGACUGGAUAUGGCAACUUGAAAGACUGGAUCUCUCUGGCAAUGAAAUCGAAUACAUCGAACCUCAUGUUUUCGAAAGCGUACCUCACCUCAAAACCCUGCAGUUGGACUCCAACCGGCUGACCUACAUUGACUCCCGAGUCCUCGACUCCUGGAAGUCCCUCACUAGCAUCAGCCUUUCUGCAAACGCCUGGGAUUGCAGCCGUAACGUUUGUGCCCUGGCCUCCUGGCUGAGCAACUUCAAGGGUCGCUACGACAGCAACCUGCUCUGUGCCACCCCUGAGUACGCACAGGGCGAGGAUGUUUUGGACGCGGUGUACGCUUUUCACUUGUGUGAAGACGCGGCAGACCCAACGAGCGUUAACACCCUCUCCCCGGUAACAAACAACAGCGACCAAAUGUUCAGCUACGGCUCUGCCACUGCCACGUACGACGUGCAGGACAGCGAAGGGGACCAAACGACGUAUGCCAUAACCGUGACCAUGCCCGGCGAGAACUCAGAGAACGCCGUUCAGAUUCACAAAGUGGUGACGGGGACCAUGGCACUGAUUUUUUCCUUCCUCAUCGUGGUUUUAGUGUUGUACGUCUCCUGGAAGUGCUUUCCAGCCAGCUUAAGACAUCUAAGACAGUGCUUUGUAACACAGCGCAGAAAGCAGAAGCAAAAACAGACCAUGCAUCAAAUGGCUGCCAUGUCAGCCCAGGAGUAUUACGUUGAUUACAAACCCAACCACAUUGAGGGAGCCCUGGUGAUCAUUAAUGAGUACGGAUCUUGUUCCUGUCACCAGCAGCCAGCGAGGGAAUGCGAGGUGUGAUUUUCUGGGGGGAUUUAAACAGUGUGCAACCAAAUAACAGCGUGCAGGCAGACAGUGGCACAGAGAGUGGGGGGGUUGCUGUGCUUUGCUGGUGAUUUCUGACACGCUCCUCUGCUGAAAUUGUUAAGAGGGGCUGUCUCAGAGACUUGAUAUUUUAGCUUUAUCGUGUCUUAAAAAUCUUCAGGACAGUCAAUCUUAAGAUUUCAUAUGCUAAUACUCCCUUUGAAGAUCUGUCAAUAUUCAGGAAUCUGAGAGUGUAAAAAGGUACCAAUUAUUGAUCUUUUGUAAACUAAGAAAACUGUUUAAAAUAAAAAAAAAUAGCAUUUACAGUUUUUACAGACUGGUGUACAUUACAUGAAUUGUUCCCUGUAUACAAAAUGCAACAGCUUAACCUCUUUUUCUCUUCAUGCUGAGUGUUGAAAUGAAAGUCUAGGAGCAAAGAAGCCACGUAAAACAGAAAGCUGAAAAUGAACCAGAUGGCUUCACAUUGUAAUUAGCACACAUUCACUUACAUCGUGUUACUGAAGAUAUGAAGCAUGACACUGGAAUUGUAUUUUUGUUAAUGUGCUACCUGUAACUGGAUGUCAAGUACAACAAGGAACCAGUGCACCUCAGAAAGGCUAAAGUUUUUACCAUGUCCAUGGGACAAGAUUUCUGAGGAUUUUUAAGUAAAGAUCACUUGUUAAUUGCUGUAAGAUCCAUAAAACCUGUAUCGUAACCCCUAAAAGUACUUUUUAAUCAAAACAACAUCGCAAAGUCUCACUGAAAAAAAAGCCAACAAGCAACAAAAUCUAAACUACUGAAACACUGCCAAAAUGUGCUUAGCAUAAUUUUCUUUAAGACAAAAAAGUGAAAAAAAAAUCUAAAUUUAAGGUCUUUUACUAGCAUUUCCCACUUUUAUGCUUGUUUUGAGAUAUGCUAAGAGCAAAGAAACCCUUGCUUUGUGCACUGUGGUGCUAUAGUGAAUGGGGAAGAGCAAAAGCUGUUCAGUUCUCAGUGGUGAAACCUGCGUGUUUUUCAAGAGUAAAACCUCGUCUGUAACACUGUCAGAGUAGGACAGAGUUAUUAGAGCAUACACCUGGGUCCUAUAGUAAGCUGCCAGCCAAGCCUGUCUCGUGUCCCUCACUUUCACCACCAGCCUUCACUAACAAAACAACCCUAAAAGCUCUGCAGAGGCUGAAAGUAGACGAACCCUCCUUACUAAUGACUGAUAAAUGGAACUGAUGGAUAUAAAGCAGUGAUUUAAUAAUGUAGAAUCACACAGCUGUUUUAUUUGACUGCCCUUAAAUAAAGGCUUCCUUUCCUUGUAUUUCGGAUUUUUCAUUCCAGUAUGUGAACAUCCUAUUGAUUGAUUUUUAAAACAACUCCUCUCAUACUAAUGAAGAUGAGGUAGUUUUAUAACAUCAGGAGAGCAUCUUGAAAUUUUCUUCAUACAGCAUUACAUGCUAAUAAAAUGUUACAGAUAAUGAAUUGGGUAA
Molecule: messenger RNA, 3642 nt
Organism: Cuculus canorus (common cuckoo)
Lineage: Eukaryota; Metazoa; Chordata; Aves; Cuculiformes; Cuculidae
Gene: LRRTM1
Product: leucine rich repeat transmembrane neuronal 1
Exons: 2
Coding region: 518-2164 (548 amino acids)
Molecular function (GO): protein binding
Source: RefSeq, a predicted model, not a curated record